UAUAUUGGUUAGAGCAAGAAGGGGGUAGCUGCAUCCCAAUAUGGUGACCGGGGAAUGGACGAGUGGGUGUGUCGAAAGGAAAGUAGUGGGCGUGUGGAAAAGUGUGUGGAAAGCACACCCUGCGACUAUAGGUUAUGGUAAUUUCUAGACAACUGGGUCAGUGAUCUUCUUGUCGGAAAAUCGAAACUCUACAGAGUUCCCGAGUUGGAUGACCGUUCAAAAAGAUUUUUCCCAGUCAGAGCUCGUUUUUCCCCAGUUCCCAGUUGUCUUGAACGCACUGAAGUCGGAUAUUUCCGAGUUCACAGUUGUUUUGAAAGCUACAUAUAGUGUGUGAAUUUGUUGCUGGACUGGCAGACAACGUUCAGUCGGAACCGCGCAUACAUUUUUUAAUUCGGUGCGUUUCUGAGGACGAUUUCAGGAUAGGAGCGCUUGCGUUUAGUAUUUUUAGUUCUACAUAAGGAGAUAACUACAAGAUAAUAUUUUGGGAUUGUUUUGCGGUUGAAUCUUUUUGAAAAGCAUACAGAAUGAAGUCUAAAAAUACAGUAAUGGGAAAGUUCCUAUGUUAAUCACGAAGAAGAGGUGAUUACUGAUGAUUUCGGAUUUACGAAGUAGGAAUUCGUAUUUUUAGGAAAAUAUCCUGCAUAGGCUACGGGAGGAAUAAUAUUCUUUCUUCAUAUGAGUCGUCCCAUAUCCUCUGUCCCGAGUUUUAUUCAAAGUUGAAAAACCAAGAUGGCGGCGGAUUCCCUACAGGGAGACUCCAGGAGUCUGGGUGAGAACCUGGACCUGUCGGACACCGUGGUGCAGCAGAGGUUAGAGGAGCUCAAGGACCACAUCAAGAGGGAGAUCAGGAAGGAGUUGAAGAUUAAGGAAGGAGCUGAGAACCUGAAGAAGGUCACCACGGACAAGAAGAGCCUGGCCUACGUUGACAACCAGCUGAAGAAGAGCAACAGGAAGCUGGAGGAGCUGCACCAGGAGCUUCAGGAGCUCAACGCUCACAUCGUGGUCAAGGACCCAGAGAUCCUGCUAGUUCCCGGCUGCCCUCUGACCCCAGACACCCCCAGCAGUGAGUCAAGAAUGUGCAGUAGCAGACUGGGGGCUCUGAAGAAGCAGAACGACAUUGAGCUAAAAUGCAAACAAGGAGCUGAGAAUAUGAUUCAAAUGUAUUCCAAUGGAUCCUCCAAGGAUAAGAAGCUGCUUGCCACUGCUCAGCAGAUGCUGCAGGACAGCAAGACCAAGAUGGAGUUUAUCAGGAUGCAGAUCCUCAAAGCCAGCCAGACUGGUGAGACCAACUACGGCGAUAACGACGUCUCUGUGUCCAAGCCCAUCAUCAGUCCUCUGGACCUGAGACUAGAGGAGUUGCGACAUCACUCCAGGAUAGAACAUGCUGUAGCUGAUGGAGCCCAGAACGUCAUGAUCCUGCUGGGCUCUUCUGGGAAAGUUACGGAGAAGAAGGCCCACUCUGAGGCUCAAGCCCGGUUCAAUGAGUCCAAUCAGAAGUUGGACCUGCUGAAGUUAUCUCUGGAGCAGCGGCUGAGUGAGCUGCCUAAGAACCACCCUAAGAACCUUCUCAUCAUGGAGGAGCUGGCCAUGGUGGUGUCCCCGCCACUCAGCCCACGCCAUAGCGUUAUGUCUACAUACAACCAGUACAGCACGGUCACCAAGCCUGCUGCACUCACAGGUACGUUGGAGGUGCGUCUGAUGGGCUGUCAGGACCUGCUGGAGGACGUCCCAGGUCGCUGUAAGACCCUCUCAGCCUCCCACCCCGGCUGGAGCCCCAGUGAACAGCGAUCCUCUUUCAUGUCCAGAAGCAACAAGAACAAAGGAGCCAGCUCACGCAACCUCUCCAAGACCGACGACCUGUCCAAUGAGAUCAGUGCUGUGCUGAAGUUGGACAACACUGAAGUGGGACAGACCAGCUGGAAACCAGUCAGCAACCAGUCCUGGGACCAGAAGUUUACAUUGGAACUAGACAGGUCUCGUGAGCUGGAGAUCUCAGUCUACUGGAGGGACUGGAGAUCACUGUGUGCCGUCAAGUUCCUACGCCUGGAAGACUUCCUGGACAACCAACGACAUGGCAUGUGCCUCUACCUGGAGCCUCAGGGGAAACUGUUUGCUGAGGUUACAUUUUUCAACCCAGUUAUUGAGCGGAGGUCAAAACUUCAAAGGCAAAAAAAGAUAUUCUCCAAACAACAAGGGAAGACGUUCCUGCGUGCCCCUCAGAUGAACAUAAACAUCGCUACGUGGGGUCGGCUGGUGAGGAGAGCCAUCCCCUCUGUCAACAACUCCUUCAGUCCAGCUCAGCUGCCAGACAUGGGGACAGAGCUAGGUCCUGAGUCCCAGUCCAUCCUGCACCUGGCCUCCCCCAGUGACCUGAUUGUGACCAAACUGGAGUUUGGCAAAGAGCCCCCACUUCCCCUGAAGCGCCACACUGUGACUUCUAUUGGAGAGCCCAUUCUGGAGAGCAGUAUUGCAGACGGAGAGAAAGUACAGGAAGCCAUGUCUACAUUUGACUUCCUGAAUGAGAGCAGGAACAGUAUGUUGAAGUGUAACCUAGACGACAGUGUUAUUGUAGAGCAGCCCAAUGAGAGGUUACCUGUCCAACACACCACGGAUACCAGGGAGAAGGAAGACUUCCAGUUCAGUCUCGUAGACUUUAAAUGUGUGGCAGUCCUGGGCCGAGGACACUUUGGAAAGGUGCUCCUGGCUGACUAUGAAAGUACUGGGGAGAUGUUUGCUAUCAAGGCCCUGAAGAAAGGAGACAUCGUAUCACGUGAUGAAGUAGACAGCCUGAUGUGUGAGAAGCGAAUCUUUGAGACUGUGAACAACGUCAGACAUCCCUUCCUGGUCAACCUGUUUGCGUGCUUCCAGACAAAGGAACACGUGUGCUUUGUCAUGGAGUAUGCGGCUGGUGGUGACCUCAUGAUGCACAUACACACGGACGUGUUCCAAGAACCUCGGGCUGUGUUCUAUGCUGCUUGUGUUGUCUUGGGAUUGCAGUAUCUUCAUGACCAUAAGAUUGUAUACAGAGACCUGAAGCUAGACAACUUGUUGCUGGACACAGAGGGGUACGUGAAGAUCGCUGACUUUGGCCUAUGUAAAGAAGGAAUGGGCUAUCAGGACCGCACCAGUACGUUCUGCGGUACUCCUGAGUUCCUGGCCCCUGAGGUGCUGACAGAGACGUCAUACACGCGGGCCGUGGACUGGUGGGGCCUAGGGGUGCUCAUCUUUGAGAUGCUGGUGGGGGAGUCCCCAUUCCCUGGAGAUGACGAAGAGGAGGUGUUUGACAGCAUCGUAAACGAUGAAGUCCGCUACCCACGAUUCCUCUCUACCGAAGCUAUUUCCAUCAUGAGAAGGCUGUUGAGGAGAAACCCAGAGAGACGUCUUGGGGCUGGUGAGAAAGACGCAGAAGAAGUUAAGAAGCAUCCGUUCUUUAGGAGUGUGGACUGGGACGGUCUACUGGCUAAGAAGGUGCGGCCAGAGUUCAUUCCCACCAUCAAGGGUAGAGAGGACGUCAGUAACUUUGACGACGAGUUCACCUCAGAAGUACCAAUCCUGACUCCGCCCCGGGAGCCCAGGGUUCUGACAGCCGAGGACCAGGAAAUGUUCGCCGACUUUGACUACAUCGCAGACUGGUGUUAGCCAAUUGCCAGCGUCCUGCUCCUCCUCAACACUACGAUACCCUAACCCUAACACUGUGAACUGUCUGUAACAGAGACCAACAGCAAUAUCAACACUCCCCCCCCCCCUAAGGAUAUCAACAACAUGUUGCUGCACUCUGUUCCUUGCUGCCUGUGCCAUGUCAGGGAUUGGCAAUUUUAUGAAGUUUUACUCAACUUUUUUUAUUUGUAUUUUUAACUGUCAAUUUGAGACCGCUAAGAGCCAUCAUUUAGUCUUGUCAGAUCACUGGGUCAUUCCACAUAAUCACCUUCUCAGAUCACUGGGUCAUUCCACAUAAUCACCUUCUCAGAUCACAGGGUCAUUCCACAUAAUCACCUUCUCAGGUCAUCUUCAGCGCUUUUUUUAUAUAUAUAUAUAUAUUUCUCUGAACAAAAAAAAAGGAUAGACUGAAAAUCAAGUUAAUAGCUUAUGAGGUGUAACUGUGGCGUGUAGAAACUGAAUUAUGGCCCAACAACAAGAAAUGUAUGAAAGGGCGUUACCACAUGGAUCAUUCUGACUGAUCUAGCAGGAUGUUAUUGCAUUUAUUUAAAAGUUGCCUUAAAUUGUGUUAACAUUAAACUGUUUAAGGGCUUUCAAUCAGUAACUAUCAUCAGGUACUAAAAAACCUACCAAAGCCAGCUGCCAAAAAAAUUCAGUCUUCUCUUCUCAAACUAUCUGCAUCUGACAGAACAGACCUUGGCCAAGAUUAGACAUUGAUUGGAGCACUUGAACCUUGUAAAGCAGUUUAACUCCAAUCGACAUUUACUCUUUGAUAGGUUUUCAGUUUUCCCCUCCUCUCAAACACAAUCAAUCCCCACCCCAUACAUCAUGUAUUGUGGUGUUGAACAAAAGAAGCUAACUUUUAGUUUUAUACUGUUUUAUAAGAAAGAACACUAUCACGUUGACUCUUGAUGUACAGUAUAAUCAUGUUUUACAGGAUGUUUGGAUACAGGUAUAUGGAGAUGCCGAGACGGGCAGCUCGUGAGAGACUGAGCUAUUUUCAAAACGGAAUGUAGAAAUAUAUAUAUGUACAAUAACAAAAGUGUAAUUGUUGUUGGCGUGUGACAUGUCGAAACAAGAAUACUUUUUUUGUGGUCAUUUUGAAAAGACAGUCCUAGUCUGGUGUUGUGUUUGCUCAUGUGUGGAAUGGUUCAUGAUGGUGUGACAACCACCUCUUCAGUAUUUUGAUCUCAAUUUUAGACUGUUUUUAAAUGUUCUAGGGCUCGAUGGCCAUUUUUUUUUUGUUGUUGUUGUUGUCUGUUAGCUGAAUCAGAAUGUCUGCUGAUUGGACCGUGCAUUGUCAGUCAUUUAUAAAACUAUGGUUCUGUGUGGCUAGCUCAUGUCAAGAAAACAUUUAGACCAACAUAUCACAAGUAAUUAAAUACAUACUUCAUAUAAUGGAA
Molecule: messenger RNA, 5060 nt
Organism: Oncorhynchus mykiss (rainbow trout)
Lineage: Eukaryota; Metazoa; Chordata; Actinopteri; Salmoniformes; Salmonidae
Source: RefSeq, a predicted model, not a curated record